Molecule: messenger RNA, 939 nt
Organism: Penicillium riverlandense
Lineage: Eukaryota; Fungi; Ascomycota; Eurotiomycetes; Eurotiales; Aspergillaceae
Exons: 1
Coding region: 1-939 (312 amino acids)
Biological process (GO): DNA replication, removal of RNA primer
Molecular function (GO): nucleic acid binding; RNA-DNA hybrid ribonuclease activity
Source: RefSeq, a predicted model, not a curated record
AUGGUUUUCCGUCCAGACAGCCCCGUCGAACUUCCUGAUGGUCGCCUGGUGUGUGGCUCGCACGGGCUCGUGAUCUGUGGCAUCUGCACGGUAGACUAUAGCUUCAUGGAAGAAGAUGACAUGGAAGAAGGGGACGACUUUGAAGACCGUGACAUGGAUAACGACGGAGACAGUGACGAUGAUGAUGAAACUCAUGAUCCUCCUGAAAAUCCUCUACGUGGCUAUUUCAUUUCCCACCCUCUUGGUACGGGUCUGGGUAGGGAGUGCACGGUCGGUACGGGACGCGUGAUCCCUACGAAGUUUCAUCCUCCAAAUCCGAGUGAUACGCCAGAGUCACUUUUCCCACUUCGCAUUGGAGAAAGGUCUACGCCACGUGUACGUCGGUUCACUCGUAAAUCCGACUUGGGCACCCAAUUCCUUAUUUACACCGAUGGAGCGUGUUUGGACAACGGCGGGGCGAACCCAAGAGCCGGUUGUGCCUUUGUUUUCAAACCUACUACACAAAACCCCCUAGUCCACGGCUAUACUGCCUUUCGUCUGGAAAACGAAGGACCCACCGGCGAACGACAUCCGCAAACAAGCAAUCGCGCAGAAUUGCGCGCCGUUAUCGCAGCUUUACGAUUCCGAUAUUGGCCUGGAGAAGGCGCGGAUGGACUAGUUAUUGCAACGGAUUCCGAAUACGUAGCCGAAGGUAUAACAACCUGGAUACGCGGAUGGCAACGGAGGGACUGGAAGACGAGCAUGGGGGCGCCAGUCAAGAACCAAGACCUUUGGCAGUGUCUGCUCGGGGAGGUGGAAUUCUGGAACGAGAAGGGGAUGAGCAUUGAAUUCUGGCGUAUUCCAAGAGAAUGGAACACUGAGGCGGACCGCCUUGCCAAAGAAGCCGCUAAUGAGGACCCAAUUGACGAAUUCGCCACUGUAUCGGGCGUCCUUGUUUAA